This is a messenger RNA of Saitoella complicata NRRL Y-17804, 438 nucleotides long. Its product is annotated as 40S ribosomal protein S19-A. Gene Ontology annotation, biological process: ribosomal small subunit assembly; translation. Gene Ontology annotation, molecular function: structural constituent of ribosome; RNA binding. The transcript is spliced from 2 exons. Gene Ontology annotation, cellular component: ribosome; cytosolic small ribosomal subunit. The record is from RefSeq and is a predicted model, not a curated record. Bases 1 to 438 code for a protein of 145 amino acids. Lineage: Eukaryota; Fungi; Ascomycota; Saitoellomycetes; Saitoellales; Saitoellaceae.
AUGGGCGGUGUCAAUGUUCGCGAUGUCGAUGCUCAGACUUUCAUCAAGGCCUACGCCGCUUUCUUGAAGCGCUCCGGUCGUCUCGACGUCCCCACCUGGGUCGACACUGUCAAGACCGGUACCUACAAGGAGCUCGCCCCCUACGACGCUGACUGGUACUACAUCCGCGCUGCUGCUAUCGCCCGUCACAUCUACCUCCGCAAGAACGUCGGUGUCGGUGCCCUCCAGAAGCUCUUCGGUGGAUCCGUCAACCGUGGUCAGCGUCCCUCCCACCACGUUGACGCCUCCGGCUCCGUUCAGCGCAAGGCCCUCCAGUCCCUCGAGAAGAUUGGUGUCCUUGAGAAGGACGAGCGUGGUGGUCGCAAGAUCUCCCAGCAGGGUCGUCGUGACUUGGACCGCAUCGCUACCUCCUUGAUCAACGUCGAGGACGAUGAGUAG